Messenger RNA from Vitis vinifera (wine grape), 853 nucleotides. RefSeq lists its product as uncharacterized. The record is from RefSeq and is a predicted model, not a curated record. The transcript has 3 exons. The coding region runs from base 217 to 630 and encodes 137 amino acids. NCBI's taxonomy places the organism in Eukaryota, Viridiplantae, Streptophyta, Magnoliopsida, Vitales, Vitaceae.
AGAGAAGAAUUUCAAAGGGGUAGGGAUAUGAUUUGUCAGACGUAAGCCGCCACUCAGGGACUCAAUAAUCGAAGAGUAAGGACAAUAUUAUCCUAUUCAAACGUAGUUUACUCCACGCAUUUAAGGGUAAUUUUGAGAAUAGGGUCUCAUCCACAUCAGAGGUUUGGCUCAUAAAAUGGGCAGAGUAAUACAAAAUUAACAAGCAAUUGCAGGAAUAUGGAGACUCCGGCCACCAGCAAUAUGGAGACUCCGGCCACCAACAAUAUGGAGACUCCAACCACGAGUGCCGGCCAAGACUCUUUCGGCUAUGUCUCAGUGGGAGACGACGGUGAUCCGAGCAAGACAUUCUGCAAAUGUGGUGAAGGCUGGGCAUGCGUUGUCACCAAAACCGAGGAACCUGCUGCCACCAACGCCUUCUUCAAAUGCGCCGAAAAGUGUACCUGUCUCAUAGAUACAAAAACAGAGGGGGACUCAAAGACGUACGCCCUAAAGAGUCCCGGAGCAGGCAUGGCGAUUUGCAGAGUUGGAGAAGGCUACACCUGCGUCAUUACCAAGAUCACUGGGCCGGAUGCAGGCAAGACAUUUGUGGAGUGCGGUGGAGGUUGCACGUGUGUGAUUAAUGGACCUUAGAAGUUAGAACAAAUGCUUGUGGCUUGUGGCUUGUAGUUUGUACUAGGCCCAUACAUAUAUAAGGGGCUUGCUAUAUCAACUUUGGGUGAGGUUUGAGUCAUUUGUAGAAGCCUGUUUGAGAAACUAUGCUGUGGGGAUUGAUCAUUAAUAACUACCUUGUACAAUAUUAUGUAUGCGAAGGAUUAUCAAAGAUAUGUGUAUAUAGUGAAAUUAGCUUUGGAUA